GUAUCGUUUAUGUGCUCGUGUUUUACAACUCCUACAUGUCUCGCGUGUGAGACGAGAUAGAUUGGCCAGAAAUAAGCCGACCGAUUACAAUUGGUCUGUUUCUCUUUCAUUUCGUUUCGGUUUCGUAUUGCAUCGCUGCCCGUCGCGCACCCUACUGUACGGAGUGCGCGUAAGUAGUUCAUGUGCGUGUGUUUCAUUUGAUCAGCGAGAAGAGCCGCCCACCCACACCCCUGUAUAGUAAAAGCACACAAUGCCCGGCUGGCUCAAAAACCUGCUGCGUGCGCUGGUACGCCGGAAAAAUGUUAGCGGUGACGUCCAGGAGCACACGGAGCUCAACCGUUGCCUUUCAACGACGGAUCUCACAUUUUUGGGUGUGGGUGGCACAUUGGGCCUCGGAAUAUACGUACUCGCGGGGCAGGUUGCGAGCACGAAGGCCGGCCCGGCUGUUGUGUUGUCCUUUCUAAUAGCGGCAGUUGCAUCAGUGUUUUCUGGUCUGUGCUAUGCAGAGUUUGGUGCUCGCGUACCAAGAGCAGGAUCAGCGUAUGUGUACAGCUAUGUUACUGUAGGUGAAUUCAUGGCCUUUGUAAUUGGCUGGAAUCUCAUCUUGGAGUAUGUCAUAGGCACUGCAUCAGUGGCCCGUGGCUACAGCGGCUAUUUAGAUUCCUUACUCAAUGACACCAUUCAAGUCCAUCUCAAGCAGUGGAUGCCCAUUGGAGUGUCUUGGAUGUCCUCUUAUCCAGAUCUGUUUGCCUUCGGAAUUACCCUACUUUUAACGGUUAUGCUGGCGAUUGGUGUGAAAGAAUCCACACGGUUCAACAACAUAUUCACUGGGCUGAAUCUCCUGAUUGUCGUGUACGUUGUCGUCUGCGGAUCUUUCAAAGCAGACGUAGGAAACUGGCAGCUGAAGCCUGAUACCGUACCCGCCCAUUAUGGAAAAGGUGGAUUCUUUCCAUAUGGGCUAGGUGGUAUGCUUAAUGGUGCUGCAUCUUGCUUUUAUGCCUUCGUUGGAUUUGAUUGCAUUGCAACAACAGGGGAGGAGGUUCGCAAUCCACGACGAGCCAUUCCUAUAAGCAUAGUGGUCUCGCUCUUCAUAGUAUUCCUCGCCUACUUUGGCGUCUCCGUCGUGGAGACGCUUUUGUGGCCUUACUACGACCAGAACGUUUCUGCGCCACUGCCGUAUGUGUUCGGGCAGGCCGGGUGGCCGGUCGCCAAGUGGAUCAUUUCCAUCGGGGCCCUCGCCGGACUUUCAACAAGCCUUCUGGGAGGAAUGUUUCCUCUGCCACGUGUCCUGUACGCCAUGGGGUCCGACGGUCUCAUCUUCCGUUUUCUCGCCAAAGUUCAUCCGCAGCUGAGGACCCCCUUAAUAGCCACAGCGGUAUCAGGACUGUUUGCUGGCGCAAUGGCCAUGAUGUUUAACGUUGAGGAACUGGCCAACAUGAUGUCUAUUGGGACGUUACUGGCCUAUAGCUUGGUUGCUGUAUCUGUGCUCAUGCUCAGAUAUCAACCGACUGUUCCAGUCCCUAUUGAUUCACCUGCAGCAUCAUUAUCUGUUUCUGUAUCCAGGCGUAGGAAAAUGUACGAGGUAGCCAAUAAUGAUCCUGCAGAUGGCAGUGCUUCAGUAGACUGGAAGGAUUCGCACCUGCCCAUUCUAGGCGAACCAGACGACAGUGUCUUCAAGACAGCUUUCAACUGGGAAGGCCUCGCUGAACCAACAAAAGCAACAUCGGGCAUCUCAAAGAAGCUUGUGCUUUCACUCGGUGUGCUGUUUUUUAUAAUGAAUAGCAUAUUGGUAUUUGCCGAGACCCCGCUGUUCUCGGGCAACAUCUACUGUGUCGUUCCUUUUGGCAUUGUCGCCAUGCUGGUGCUGCUGAACAUCAUAGCUCUGAUACGACAGCCAAGAGCCGACACUUCUGCCUUGUCUUUCGCAGUUCCGUUAGUGCCUUAUAUUCCAAUCUUCAACAUGUUUGUCAACACCUACCUCAUGCUAAGACUUCCAGUAUCAACGUGGGCACGUUUUGCUGUUUGGAUGGGAUUAGGUCUACUUAUAUACUUUGGCUACGGCAUCAGUCACAGCUCGCAGCGCAUUCCACCGAAACCACAUCUGAGCCCAUCUUCGUCCUUGGACCAGGGUUUCACUGAUGGCAGCGAUGGAAACAAAUCAGCAGAAAAGUAUUGACUGUCAUCAAGUGCACAUUUUGACUUCUCCAGCCAUUGCUCAGCAUGCCCUUAUGACUACAUUAUUCAUCAUUGUAAAGUAUUACGGGUGAACAAACCCUGGCCUUCAGGCCACCAAGCGUAUCGUAGGCCCAUUGCUGUAGAUUACGAUGAAAACAAAAGUCUCACUUGAACGUGACAACAGUUUGGAAUGUGGGAGUGUAGGUUCAUGUUUUUAACAUGAAAUUAUCAUCUCAUCUCAUAGCACGAUACAAUUGACAGAGGAUUAUUUCCUACAGCCUUUUAUAUCGAAAAAAGUGGAGCUCUUACCCUAUACCCUUAAACUUUUCUUACCAUAACAAAAGUGCAGAGAGGAACAGAACAUUUGUAGUACUGCUGUUACAUUUCAGAGGUGGCGUGGUGUUAUCUUGAUUGCAUGCAUCACAUGUGAUUGACCUGUACUAGUCAUAUCGGUGUUUUUGUAUUACACGUGCAUAUGACAGGUGCCAAAGGUGUCAUCAAAAAAGAAAUAGUAUUUAUUCUUGUAUCAUGUAAAGUUUUUUAGUCUUUUAGAGGUAUUUGCAGCUGUUGACUGUGUACAUAAUUUUAAAAAUAUAUAUAAAGUUGCCCAAACCAAAGUGUUCUUAAUGUAAACCUGUAAAGUACCAGUGGGGGUGCAUAACAGUAAGCCCCUAGGGAAAUGCCACAUUGAAUCAUGUAUUUUAUGUAUAAAAUGAUCAUGUAGUUAUUGAUGUGAUUUUUAGUACAUACAUUUUAAUUUUUAAUGGUGUGAAGUAUAUAGUGAACUAUAAACAAUAAAGUAACAUUCCUUAUA
Ornithodoros turicata is the source of this 2989-nucleotide messenger RNA. RefSeq names its product cationic amino acid transporter 2-like. Gene Ontology annotation, cellular component: plasma membrane. Gene Ontology annotation, biological process: L-arginine import across plasma membrane; L-ornithine transmembrane transport. The record is from RefSeq and is a predicted model, not a curated record. The transcript has 16 exons. Bases 251 to 2176 code for a protein of 641 amino acids. Lineage: Eukaryota; Metazoa; Arthropoda; Arachnida; Ixodida; Argasidae. Gene Ontology annotation, molecular function: L-arginine transmembrane transporter activity; L-ornithine transmembrane transporter activity; L-lysine transmembrane transporter activity.